GUUUUUUCAAAUUCUGCCUGUCCCAUAUCUAGAGAAAAGAGUAAUCCUCACUUGAUAUGGCAGGGGGAAAAUUCUAAAAUCUCUAGUUCAAGUUUCAAAAGGGAAAAUGUACACAAAGAAAAGUUUAAAAACUCACACUUGAACCAUACAUUUACAGUUGAUGAACACUCUUGUUUUAAGCCUAUAAAUUUUCAUUUCAACCCUCUCAUCGUAAAGAAAGCUGGGAAAGAAAAGUAUGUGAAUGAAUUGAGUGAAACUUUCACAAAGGAAGGACCUCAGAUACAAGGGCAUUGUGGGACAAGGCAAGUGACUG
Messenger RNA from Lymnaea stagnalis (great pond snail), 313 nucleotides. NCBI's taxonomy places the organism in Eukaryota, Metazoa, Mollusca, Gastropoda, Lymnaeidae. The record is from the annotation of a GenBank genome assembly.